This is a messenger RNA of Bactrocera tryoni, 1917 nucleotides long. Its product is annotated as putative nuclease HARBI1. The transcript has 3 exons. Bases 1372 to 1866 code for a protein of 164 amino acids. Lineage: Eukaryota; Metazoa; Arthropoda; Insecta; Diptera; Tephritidae. The record is from RefSeq and is a predicted model, not a curated record.
CAGAUGAUGAAAGAACUGGUUCCGCUUUUUAAAGUUUCAAGUAAAGAAACAAUAAAAUUACAGGUGGAUGAAAAAUAUGAAACGCUGUCUUUAAUUUUCAAAGAGUAUAUUCGUAAGUGUGACAGUUAUUGCCUAACGUAUGACAUAUGGACGGAGACAAUGAAAAAUCAAUCGUUCCUUGGGGUAACAAUUAAUUUUUUGGACAAUUUACGUUUGUUGAGUGGGACGUUAGAAGUAAUCGAACUGCACGAAAGUCAUACAGCAGCUUAUUUAGAAGAAAUUAUGUUUAAACUUUUCAACGAUUGGAACGUUUCCAUAAAUAAAGUUUCUGCUUGUGUAACUGAUAAUGAUUCAACCAUGAUGAAAUUAAAUAGAAGCUUGUUUGGGGGGAAAAAAAUAAUACCCUGCUUCGCACAUACGCUUAAUUUGGUUGUAACGCAGUCAAUAGAUAAGUCCAGGGAAGUAUCAGCUUUGAUAACUAAGGUGCGCGACAUUGUUAAGUUUAUUAAAAUAAGUGUUAUGCCCCUAUUGCGGUUUUCAACCCGACUUGGUCGAAUUGAAGUUAAGGCAACUCAACUUCAGAUCAACCAAACUCUUUUUCGAUAUUGCGAACUUCAACUAAGUUCAGUCGAAGUAUGAUUGGCGUUGCCAACCUAAGAAAGGGAAAUUUGACAGAUAGUGAAACAGCUAAAAUUUUGUAAACGACAUAUUUAAACAUUUGAAUUCAGUUGUCGCUCGCGCAAAAGUGAAUAAACAUAUAUGUAUCAUAAAGAAUAAAUAAAAAAUGGAUAUAAGUUUUGAUUUAUAUUACAAUGACGAAAAUACUGGGGGCAAAAUUGAUGACCUUCCAAAUGCAAAGUAAGCCAUAGUUUUUUCACAAUUGAAUUGCUUUUUAAUAAUGUUUGUUGCAGAUUCAUAAGUUAUUUUCGAUUAAAUAAAGAAGCAUUUUGUUUUUUACUGAAUGAGAUGAAGGAACAUUUCCACAAACGUGUGCGAGGAACGGUCUACCUCCUAUAUUAAAAUUUUGCGCAACUCUGCGUUUCCUUGCUGACGGUGGUUAUCAAAAAUGCAGUGGAAAUGAUUUUAACAUUGGGUUGGCGCAACCUACGAUAUCUUUAGUAAUUAAAGAGGUUCUAAAUAUAAUUGAACAACGUAUUUGUGCCCAAUGGAUUAAAAUUCAAAUGAUUGAGGAGGAGCAAAACGCUUCAAAAGUUUCAUUUCAUUCAAAAAGUGCUUUCCCGGGAGUAGUUGGUUGCAUCGACGGGACUCAUGUUCGCAUAAUUUCACCAAGAAAAUAAGUGCAACAUCUUUAUCUUAACAGAAAAGGCUACUACAGUUUAAACGUGAUGAUUGUAUCUUUGUGAUUAUAAAAUGUCUAUUCGGUAUGUGGAUGCUAGGCAUGCAGGCGCAAAUCAUGACUCUUUUGUUUUCAAUGUUAGCGAUUUGAAAGUGCAUUUACAGAACAACAUACAGAAUAACACUUGGAUCUUGGGCGACGCUGGCUAUCCUCUGCACAAAUUUUUAAUGACGCCUUAUCGCUUGGCGGAAGCUUCUUCACCCCAAGCACGCUACAAUACAGUACACUCAAAGGUCCGUAAUAUUGUAGAGCGGACAAUUGGUGUACUCAAGAGUAGAUUUCGAUGUCUUUUAUCUGUACGAGGUUUACAUUACGCUCCCGAAAAGGCUACGCAAAUUGUGAAUGUUUGUUGCGCAUUGCACAAUAUUUGCCAACACUUUCAAGUGGAAUCUCCGGAAGAAAUACCAUCUACUUCACAUACUACAAUGACCAAUGAUAUUUUGGACAUAGAAAGAGAAGAAGAGGAUACGGCUCGAAUAAUUCGCAAUAAUAUUAUGACUUUCCUCUAAAUAAUUAAAAUAUUAAAUUUCAUUUAUUAUUUGUAAUGUGCUAUUUAUUCA